ACUUAGAAAAACCUUUUGACACCACCACAAAAUGGACAAAAACUGAUACACAUUGUUUCAAUAUAAUAACUCCCGAACAAAAUACGGCAUUAGAUCCAAAUGAUCGUGUAUACAUUACUUGGAAGAUGUUAAAGGAAUGUUAUGAAUUGGUCAAAGAAUCAUUAGAAAAUAUAAAUAAUGAACAGAGUAAUAAGAAAUUUAAUGAUGAGAGUAAUAAAUUUGAAACUUCUACACCAACCCUAAUAACACCUUUAACGAAUAAGACAUUUAAUGAAGAUGAAGACGAGUUUUCGGGUGUGGUAGGACCUUUUGGAAUUAAUCCAGAGGCUGCAAAGUUUCCAAAAACUUUGUUUGCACCCGUCCCUACUAAAACGGAGAAUAAAAAAUAA
Molecule: messenger RNA, 389 nt
Organism: Dentiscutata erythropus
Lineage: Eukaryota; Fungi; Glomeromycota; Glomeromycetes; Diversisporales; Gigasporaceae
Source: the annotation of a GenBank genome assembly